Molecule: messenger RNA, 2104 nt
Organism: Cucumis sativus (cucumber)
Lineage: Eukaryota; Viridiplantae; Streptophyta; Magnoliopsida; Cucurbitales; Cucurbitaceae
Product: indole-3-acetic acid-amido synthetase GH3.6
Exons: 3
Coding region: 111-1919 (602 amino acids)
Cellular component (GO): cytoplasm
Molecular function (GO): indole-3-acetic acid amido synthetase activity
Source: RefSeq, a predicted model, not a curated record
UGCUUCUUUUUUUCCUCCCCACAUCCAAAUUCCAACCAUCGUUUCUAAACACACAUACUCACACACACCCUUCUCUUAAUCACUCCUCUUCUCUUCUUUUCUACAACAUCAUGCCUGAAGAAACUCCUCAAAACUCCUCAUUUCUCUCCACUACUGAAUACUACAAACUGUUGGAGAAAAACAAGAAGACUCUUCAAUUCAUUGAAGAUGUCACUGCCAACGCCGAUCAAGUCCAGCGUCGGGUCCUCACCGAGAUCCUUUCCCGCAAUGCCGGCGUUGAGUACCUCCGUCGACACGGGCUUGGUGGCGCCACCGACUGUAAGACCUUCAAAAAUACCCUUCCUCUUAUCUCCUACGAGGAUAUUCAACCUGAUAUCAACCGUAUUGCCAAUGGGGACUCCUCUUCCAUUCUCUGUUCCUCUCCCAUUUCUGAGUUUCUCACAAGCUCGGGGACAUCAGGAGGAGAGAGAAAGCUAAUGCCAACAAUAGAAGAAGAAUUAGAAAGAAGAUCAUCGCUCUACAGUUUACUAAUGCCAGUAAUGAGCCAAUUCAUAGAAGGCUUAGAAAAAGGGAAAGGAAUGUACUUUCUGUUCAUAAAAUCAGAAUCCAAAACCCCAAGUGGACUACUCGCUCGACCAGUACUAACAAGCUAUUACAAAAGCCCCCACUUCAAGAACCGCCCAUUCGACCCAUACACCAAUUACACAAGCCCAAACGAAGCCAUCCUCUGUUCCGACUCAUACCAAAGCAUGUAUGCCCAGCUCCUCUGCGGCCUCCUCCACCGCACUGACGUCCUCCGUGUUGGAGCUGUCUUCGCCUCCGGCUUCAUCCGAGCCAUCCGGUUCCUGGAAAAGCACUACACAUUGCUCUGCCACGACAUUCGAACUGGGACUCUAAACUCGGAGAUCACGGAUCAGGGGAUUCGGGAAUCGGUGAGGAAGAUUCUGAAGGCAGAUGGGAAAUUGGCGGAUUUUGUGGAAGGGGAAUGUGGGAAGAAAUGUUGGGGAGGGAUUAUAAGUAGGAUAUGGCCGAAUACGAAGUACGUGGAUGUGAUUGUAACGGGGACAAUGUCGCAGUAUAUCGGGACAUUGGAUUAUUAUAGUAAUGGUUUGCCAAUUGUUUGCACAAUGUAUGCUUCAUCGGAGUGUUAUUUUGGAGUGAAUUUGAAGCCGAUGUGUAAACCAGGGGAAGUGGCAUAUACGCUUAUACCAACGAUGGCGUAUUUUGAGUUUCUUCCUGUGAAUAGAAGUAAAGAGAAGGAGUUGGAGAAGGAGCUUGUGGAUCUUGUUGAUGUCAAGCUUGGUCAUGAGUAUGAGCUUGUUGUUACCACAUAUUCAGGAUUGUAUAGGUAUAGAGUGGGAGAUAUACUAAGAGUGGCAGGGUUCAAGAACAAUGCACCACAAUUCAAUUUCAUAUGCAGAAAAAAUGUUGCUUUAAGCAUAGAUUCAGACAAAACAGAUGAGGUUGAAUUACAAAAUGCUGUAAAAAACGCCUUAACCCAUUUGAUACCAUUUGAUGUCACUUUGAGUGAGUACACAAGCUGUGUUGACACUUCAAACAUCCCUGGCCAUUAUGUUCUCUAUUGGGAACUAACUCUAAACAAUGAAAUCAAAUCAACCCCAAUUCCACCCUCUGUCUUUGAGGAUUGUUGCUUUGCUAUCGAAGAGUCUCUUAAUGCCGUGUACCGUCAAGGUCGGGUCUCCGAUAAGUCCAUUGGUCCUCUCGAGAUCAAGAUCGUCGAAACUGGAACAUUCGACAAGCUCAUGGACUUUGCAAUUAGCUUAGGAGCAUCAAUAAAUCAGUAUAAGACACCAAGAUGUGUCAAGUAUGAACCCAUAAUUCAACUAUUGAGUUCUAGGGUUGUGUCAAAUUAUUUCAGCCCCAAAUGCCCUAAAUGGGUUCCAAAGCAAUGGAUCUGAAAGUGGAAAUUUUAAUUAUUGGAUUGUUGUAUCAAUAGGGAAUAUUUAAUCACCCUAGAGAUUUUAAUGGUUUUCUUUUUCUUGCAUCCUUUCUGAAAUUUUAGGCUAAUUUGAAGGUUAAUAGACAAUGUACAAAAGUAGUUCUUCUGUUGUUCAACAAAUUAAAGUAAUCUUUUUUCUUUUAA